Diaporthe citri is the source of this 942-nucleotide messenger RNA. RefSeq lists its product as uncharacterized. The record is from RefSeq and is a predicted model, not a curated record. The transcript is spliced from 2 exons. Bases 1 to 942 code for a protein of 313 amino acids. Lineage: Eukaryota; Fungi; Ascomycota; Sordariomycetes; Diaporthales; Diaporthaceae.
AUGGCCUCAAAAAAAGAAGAGGAGCCUGUUUUUGGUGCUUAUUUCAGCGCGGAAGCGCUCGCCGCACAUGUUAGACACGAGGACGACGAUGAACAAAGCAGCGAAGAACGCAGCAGCCAUGAGAGUGACAGUGACGAAGAACUCGUUAGGAAGAUAAAGAAGAAGCACGUCGUCAGAAAUGUGGAGCCGGUCUCAGUCGUCAAACCUGAGGUGGAGUACCAGACCAAGGUCCCAUCUAGGUCGACAAUCAUAGCGAAUAUCAGCCAGAGAAGGAUGGAUCGUGUACCAGUGAACGAGGCGGAGCGCACAGACAUAUGUCUGCCCUGCGGGCUGGAUACCAUCUCAUAUCCGGACUUGUCCCUCCAAGAGCUCCCAUGCGGGCAUCGGUGGUGUAAGAGGUGCCUGGCAAGAACCUUCAAGUUCGCCACCGCCAAUAACACGUUCCACAGGUUUCAAUGUUGCACUGAGGAACAGAUCCCGCUGAAAUAUUUCAAGGCAAUCCUUGAGAAGAAACCUCAUCCGAAGCCAGAAUUUGAGCCGGGCUACGAGCCGGGUUCACGCAUGGUGAUCGUCCUGCCUGAGGAGCAAGAAGCCCCCGCAUUUGCUGAAAGUCGAGACUUCAACCCACUUCGAGUUUCCGAGUCCGUACGGAAGGAGGCAGAAGUGUUUAUCAACAAGAGCGACUGGAACACGUACUUGGAAAAGCUGGAAGAGUUCGAGACACGGCCCAGAGACAAGCUGUACUGUUACCGAAAGCUAUGUGGCAGCUUCAUCCCGAUGGGAGACCGGACCAAGACCAAAGGCACUUGCCCGCAAUGCCAGCGGGAGGAAAGGUUGGAAGCGCUGUCCUCGCUGCAGGAUGUUCGUGGAGAAGGCCAGGGGAGGGUGCUCCAGUGUUUAUUGUCGCUGUGGCAGACACUUUUUCUAUGGCUAGAUGAAUAG